Melanaphis sacchari is the source of this 1004-nucleotide messenger RNA. RefSeq names its product probable palmitoyltransferase ZDHHC24. Gene Ontology annotation, cellular component: endoplasmic reticulum; Golgi apparatus. Gene Ontology annotation, molecular function: protein-cysteine S-palmitoyltransferase activity. Lineage: Eukaryota; Metazoa; Arthropoda; Insecta; Hemiptera; Aphididae. The record is from RefSeq and is a predicted model, not a curated record. The transcript has 2 exons. Gene Ontology annotation, biological process: peptidyl-L-cysteine S-palmitoylation; protein targeting to membrane. Bases 42 to 971 code for a protein of 309 amino acids.
CAUAACAUAUUGACUAUUGUACAUGAUUAAAGUUUAAGGGGAUGAUAACAGUAUUAGAACACCAUUGUGACUGCACUAAGCUAGCAAAGGGGCUAUUUCAAUAUAGAUUUAUGAUUAUGGUGACUUUAGACCAAUUCUGGAAGUUUAAAAAUAGUAUUAGAAAAAAGAACUUUACAGAGAUAAUAAUGUGUUUAUUUCUGUUGGUUUUGAUAUUUGUUUACUAUUGUGUCGACAUUUUUCACAUAUUACCGUGUAUGUAUCGACUACCGUCAGUUUUGUAUUUAACACACAUGCUGUCUCUGACCUUUGUGGUUUUCAACCUGCUAACUAAUUUUUUAGCUGUAAUGUAUGCUGAUUCAUCAGUGAUUGGCCGUUUGCUUACUGUGUCUGAAUACACAUCAAAAGAAGAUAUUACGUACUGCUAUAUUUGUCAGUGCGAUGUUCCUUUAAGGUGUUGGCACUGUGACAUAUGCAAUAUCUGCAUAUUGACUAGAGAUCAUCAUUGCACAUUUAGCACGACAUGUGUUGGUCAUUAUAACAGAAGAUAUUUCUUGUGGUUUUUGCUGUAUUUAGCUGUGGCCAGUUUUUACGAGAUAAUCUUAAUUGGUUAUUAUACAUACUAUAAAGUGACAAUUAAAUUUUCAGACUUGAUAGUUUUAGUACCAUUUCAAUUGGUUUUAACAGGUUUUCAUUUAACAGUAGGUCAAAUUUUUGUAGUUUUACUGACAUUGAAUUUUAUAGCUGUAACAAUGUCUUCAUUGUUGUUAAUUUAUCACCUAAAUAAGGUAUGCAAAGGUCUGGUAUGUCAUGAUAAACAAAAUAGUAAUUAUGAUUUUGGUUUAGUGCGUAAUUUGGAAACUGUUUUUGGGAAAAAAUGGUAUAUAACAUGGAUUUCCCCAUUCAUUAAAUCUAAAUUACCAUACAACGGAAUUGAUUGGCAAAGUCAUGUUGAUCAAUAUAAAAGAAAAUAAAUCAAUUUUUAUCAAUAAAAUUAUAAAAUAUCA